Molecule: messenger RNA, 1411 nt
Organism: Tilletiopsis washingtonensis
Lineage: Eukaryota; Fungi; Basidiomycota; Exobasidiomycetes; Entylomatales
Product: DnaJ-domain-containing protein
Exons: 4
Coding region: 1-1356 (451 amino acids)
Biological process (GO): 'de novo' cotranslational protein folding; regulation of translational fidelity
Cellular component (GO): cytosol
Molecular function (GO): Hsp70 protein binding; ribosome binding
Source: RefSeq, a predicted model, not a curated record
AUGUCCGCACCGCAACAGCUGCCCUUCGCCCUCGGCGCCGCGCCGUCCGGCUUCAAGGCCGCCGCGCCCAGCGCUCUCUCGGCGCCCGGCUCGUCGACGCUGCUGCCCGCCGGCGCCGCGUACGCCGCCCACCUGCGCCGCAGCCUCAACCAGCUCAGCUUCGCCGCCGACGACGAGGCCGAGCAUGCGCGCCUCGACGCCGAGGCCGCGCUCGGCGACGACGAGGAGAUCGUCGACGACAUUGGCGACGAGCAGGAGAGCGCGCAGCUGCUCAAGAGCGACCCCAAGGAGUGGAAGUCGCAGGACCACUACGCCGUGCUCGGCCUCUCGGCGCUGCGCUGGAAGGCGACGCCGGCGCAGAUCAAGCUGGCGCACCGCAAGAAGGUGCUCAAGCACCACCCCGACAAGAAGGCCGGCUCCUCGGGCCUCGCCAACGACGACAGCUUCUUCAAGUGUGUGGCCAAGGCGCACGACGUGCUGAGCAACCCGGAGCGCCGCCGCCAGUUCGACUCCGUCGACGAGGCCAUCGACGACGAGAAGGUGCCGAGCGGCAAGGAGCCCGAGAGCAAGUUCUUCGACCUCUGGGCGCCCGUCUUUGCGCGCGAGGCACGCUUCAGCGAGCCCAAGAACGGGCCCGUGCCCGAGCUCGGCGACGUCAACAGCCCGCGCGAGCACGUCGACCGCUUCUACGACUUCUUCUACGGCUUCGACUCGUGGCGCAGCUUCGAGUACCUCGACAAGGACACGAGCGAGGGCGACGAGAACCGCGACCACAAGCGCUACAUUGAGAAGAAGAACAAGACGGAGCGUGCCCGCAGGAAGAAGGAGGACAACGCCCGCCUGCGCCAGCUCGUCGACAAGGCCCUGAGCCUCGACCCGCGCAUCAAGAUGUUCAAGCAGCAGGAGAAGGCGGCGCGCGACGCCAAGAAGAACAAGGGCAAGCCCAACGGCGCCGCUGCGGGCCCGUCCGAGGCGGAGAAGAAGGCCAAGGCGGAGGCGGAGGCCAAGGCCAAGGCCGACGCGGCCAAGCAGGAGGAGGACGACAAGGCUGCUCGCGCCGACGCCAAGAAGGCGCGCGAGGCGGCCAAGAAGAACCUCAAGAAGCACAAGAAGACGAUCCGCGACCUCAUCACGACGCACAACUACUUCCAGCCGGCCGGCACGGCGGCCUCGGCGUCCGUCAUCGAGGCGCAGCUCAAUGCCCUCGACGCCAUCACCGCCGCCAUGGCCGAGGAGCCGGAGAAGGUCGCGGCGCUGCGCCACGCCGCCGAGAAGGCUGGCUCUGCCGACGGCGUCAAGGCGGCGCUGCACGCUGCUGCCUCGGAGAAGGGCGUCGGCGGCGACGCCUUCGCUUAGAUGCAUCUGCCACGCAUGCUCCCUCGUCUACACGGAUAAUGAUAUAUAGAUGAGC